Molecule: messenger RNA, 381 nt
Organism: Gongylonema pulchrum
Lineage: Eukaryota; Metazoa; Nematoda; Chromadorea; Rhabditida; Gongylonematidae
Source: the annotation of a GenBank genome assembly
ACGCGGAAAAUGAAAACAGAUGAAGAAAGUGAAAUUGACAAGCGUGUGGCAUCGGUCACGAUUGAAUCAGAUAGCCAAUCGGAGGGGAAGGCGAUCUGGCAUCCUGAGCGUGCGUUGCGUCGGAAAAGAAUUAUGAAGCAGGACGGUUGUACUAAGAUGGACAUCGACCUGGCUUUUUCGCAGAAUUCCGAUACAAACCGAGGGAUGGACUGGGAUGGCAAUUGCUCGGAAAGUGAGCUCUCUUCAUGUGGCACUUAUUCAUCGGAUGGAUUCGAUGGGGAUGAUGAGCUGUCGGACUGGUUUGAAGCCAAGAAUAUCGAGGGCGCAGUGAAUCCUUCCCCUUCACAGGCAUUACCGAAACAGCAGCGCUUCAUAAAGUAA